Molecule: messenger RNA, 2038 nt
Organism: Oppia nitens
Lineage: Eukaryota; Metazoa; Arthropoda; Arachnida; Sarcoptiformes; Oppiidae
Product: fumarate hydratase, mitochondrial-like
Exons: 3
Coding region: 252-1850 (532 amino acids)
Biological process (GO): malate metabolic process; tricarboxylic acid cycle; fumarate metabolic process
Cellular component (GO): tricarboxylic acid cycle heteromeric enzyme complex; mitochondrion
Molecular function (GO): fumarate hydratase activity
Source: RefSeq, a predicted model, not a curated record
AUACAGUUUUUAGUUGUUGUUGUUGUGUUGACAUUGAAAUUCAUUCAAACAGUGUAUGUGUUUGUAUGUUAUUAAUUAAUCAACCGUUUGAUUGGCUGCUAAUAAUCAUCCCAAUUAAAGGACAGGGAGUUUGUGAAGGUUAGAGAUAUAUUACUGAGAGAUAUAGUAAAAGAGGAAAGGCCUACUUUUUGCAAAACAACUACCCCCUCCUCAAUAAUACACCUAAACUUAAACCCCAGGAGACAGACAUCAUGUAUCGAUCACUUUACUACUGUAUCGCACAGUCAUCAGCAGCAGUAGCCCUACAACCGCAUCACCAACACUGCCGAAGACAUACAGUACGUGCACUGAACCAACUGUUGAAGACAACAUCGACAACAACAACGGCGACAACCACUAGAGCUAUGUCGACCACCAAACCGGCGGCAGCUGCUGCUGACUAUCGUAUCGAAACGGACACUAUGGGCGAAGUUCGGGUACCGGCCGACCGUUUGUAUGGCCCGCAGACUCAACGAUCGCGCAAUAACUUUCGCAUUGGUGCCGACUCGGAUUUCACCGGUGAACAGAUGCCCAAACCGAUUGUAACGGCAAUGGCUGUACUGAAGAAGGCCUGCGCCCGUGUCAAUCGUCAGUCGGGUGCACUGGACGAACGUUUGGCCGCAGCUAUUGAACAGGCAUGCGAUGAAGUUAUUGGCGAUCGACUAGAAGUUUGCCGUGAGUUUCCGCUGGUCAUCUGGCAGACCGGUUCGGGUACCCAAACAAAUAUGAAUUGUAACGAAGUUAUUGCCAAUCGGGCGGCCGAGAUAUUAGGCGGCAAACGGGGCGACAAAUCGGUUCAUCCUAACGAUCACGUAAACAAAUCGCAGUCAAGUAACGAUACGUAUCCGACGGCUAUGCAUAUUGCGGCCGCAGUCGAGACCAACGCAUCGCUGUUGCCGGCAUUGGAGAAACUGUUGGCCGCUUUGCGCGCCAAAGAGAAACAGUUUGCGGCCAUUAUCAAGAAUGGCCGAACACAUCUACAGGACGCCACACCACUGACAUUGGGUCAAGAGUUUUCCGGUUACGCCACACAAAUCCAGUUCGGUAUCGAUCGGAUACGGUCGGCAAUGGAGCCACGGGUCUACUAUUUGGCUAUCGGUGGCACAGCUGUCGGUACGGGACUUAAUACGGCAGUCGGCUGGGACAGUGCUGUGGCCAAAGAGGUGGCCUCGAUAACCAAGCUAAACUUUCGGGCCGCGCCCAACAAGUUCGAGGCACUGGCCGCUCACGACGCUCUCGUUGAACUGUCCGGUGCACUGAACGUACUGGCCUGUAGUCUGAACAAGAUUGCCAACGAUAUACGUUUGUUGGCCAGCGGUCCGCGAUCGGGUAUUGGCGAACUAAUACUACCCGAACUGGAACCGGGAUCAUCGAUAAUGCCGGGUAAAGUCAAUCCCACCCAAUGCGAAGCUAUGACAAUGGUCUGCGCCCAAGUCCAGGGCAAUCAUGUGGCCGUAACUAUCGGUGCCACUCAGGGACACUUCGAACUCAAUGUAUUCAAACCGCUAAUUGUGGCCAAUGUUUUACGAUCAAUACGAUUGCUGGCCGACGCUUCCGUAUCGUUUACCGACAAUUGUGUCGCAGAUAUUGUGGCCAACGAACGCCGUAUUAAACAACUGAUGGAAGAGUCGCUGAUGUUGGUUACGGCACUCAAUCCGCAUAUAGGCUACGAUAAGGCCGCGAAAAUUGCCAAAAAAGCACACAAAGAGGGACUAACAUUGAAAGAGUCGGCCAUUCAGUUGGGUUAUCUAACUGCCGAUCAGUUUGACCAAUGGGUACGACCGGAGAAUAUGAUUGGACCGAAAAAAUAGUUAAUUAAAAAAAUAAAAUUAUAUAAAGUUUAAUGAAUUGUGAUUAUUAUUAUUAUUAUUAUUAUUAUUACAUAUAGUUAUAAGUUAUUGAAUAAAAUCAAUGUAUGUUGCGAUGUGUUAGAGAUUGCAAUAACUUUAAUCAUAAUAUUUAAUUUUUAGGUAUAAUAAGUAAAAUAUUUUAGUCAAAA